UUUCGCUUCCGGCGGGCGACGACGGUGCCGCUUUCUAUAAAAACCUAAAUCUAGAGAAUGUAAACAAGUGAAAAUGCUGCAUUUGCCUAUUUCAGUAAAGAAAUGCAACGUAGAGACGCCGUUAGACGGUGACACAGAUUCUCAGCCAUACCAGCGAAGUGGACAUUGUUGUGCCACUGAUGGGAUAAAUUUGUAUGUAUUUGGAGGGUACCAUCCUGAAUAUGUAAUUACUGAUGAGAGGAAUCUACGCAGAAUUGCACAGCAUAAUAUAUUCAGAGACUUAUGGUGCUAUAACUUUGCUACAAAAACAUGGCAUGAAGUGAAGACAUCAGGCAGUUCCCCAUCCGAGACAGCGUCCAUGUCAAUGAUCCUAAGUGGAAGCACCUUAAUAUGUUUUGGUGGAACUCUCUAUCCCUGGGGGUCAAAGAGCAACAACAAGAUCUACACCCUUAACCUCGCUGAACGCAAAUGGAAAGUACUUCAAUGCUCCGGUACUAUCCCAGCUAAAUACGGGCAGGCCAUGUCUCUUCACGAUGGAGCUUUAUAUGUGUAUGGUGGAUGCAGGCGGAUCAGUGAGGAGGAACAUUUGUUUGAUUCUGAGCUUCAUCAUCUAGAUAUGAAGACUCAUGAAUGGUCUCUCAUUCUGGACAAAGACCAUAAGGAGAAUGUGACGUUAACCCAUUUAAGAGGCAUGUACAGACAUGGAUUGGCAUACUAUCAGGACAAAAUCUAUGUGAUUGGCAGCAGCUGGGAAGAGCUAACCAGCAUUCUAUAUUAUCACAAGGUACAUGUCUUUGAUAUUGCUGAAGGAAGGUGGUCAUGGGAAACAGCAAUACCCACAGAAGACAACCGGUACCCACAGAGGAGAGUGUAUCAUAGUUGUGCGCAGUGGAAUUCAGAUGUCUACAUAUGCGGUGGUCACGAUGCCCGCUACUUUGUCAUGGAUGACAUUUGGUGUCUUCAUCUCCCUGAUCUGAGGUGGACGCAGUUGAUUACCUCUCUACCCGUACCGUCCUUUUUCCACUCGGCAGCCAUAACUGAUACUAAAUGCAUGUAUCUCUUCGGUGGUGUCAAAAACUUUGCGGGCCGUGACCACAAUGUUGAUCGUAUCCGUACCAAGAUCAUCCAGAAGAUCUGGCUUGCGAUUCCAACUCUUACUGAACUCUGCUGGCAGAAUGUUCUGGAACUUUGUCCCAAGAUGGCUAAGCUGUCCAAGGAGGAACUUUUCAGUCUAGGAAUACCCAAAAUCUUCACUGACAGAUUAAAACCGAUAAGGUGACAAUGACUCAAACUUGCAUAUUUUCCUUCUGGAAAACGUUGAUAAACUAGAAAAUGAUAUGGUAUUUAACUCAUGUUGUCUAAACAAUAUUUUUACUAUAAAGCAGAUGACAUUAUGUUUAUUUUUUCCUCCGCCUCAAAGGGUGCCAGAGGCAUGAUGUUUUCUUGUCAUCUGUCCAUGCCUGCAAACAUAUUAAUACCAUAUUGCAAGAAUAUAGAUUUUGAUGAAACUUCAUACUGUGGGAUCAUGAGUUCAAAGUCAUUUUACAUCUCAUGAGUCAAUGACAGAUUUCCAUUAAACAUUACAUCGAUGUACCAAUAUAGAUGUUCUCAUUGUAUGCAUUCUGAUGAGAUCAUGACGAGGUCAGAGGUUCUUGGACACAGACCAAUUUGACAACUUCUCAACAUGAUAUCUAUAGAACCAAAGGACAGGUUUUCAGGAAACAUCAUAGCUGUAUUGUCAAUUGUGGGUUGACCACAGUUGAUUCUCAUCUCAGAGUCAUAGAAUCAAAGUUCAAGUUCACAUAGAUCACAGAGUAUAUAAAGAUGGGUGUUUGUGCAAUAACAGUUUCAUUGGGCAGAUUGACUUUAUAUAACAUGGAUAUAAAAUGAUCUUGGGCCCCAUAGCACAAAGUUCAAUGAUUGAUUGCACAUAAUGAUAAAUGCAAUCGAACAUGGUAAUGAAUUAUGUUAUCAAUUUUACUAAGCUCUGGAUUACAGGGGCCCAGCUGGGAUUUUGGGAUUAUAAGGGCGGAUGUCAAAGGUAAAAACCACAUUUUAUUUUGAUCUGGUAAGGUGGAGGCAUUAAGUUUGACUGCAUGUAGUAGAGAAUCAGUUUUGUUCUGAAAUAUUAUCCCGCAGUGCAAAGUGUAAUCGAGGUACUGUUUACAAAUAAAAAGAUAAAAGGGAUUGCCGUCAGCUGCGAAAGGUACCAUUUGCUAUAUUACUGUAAUAAUACCUAAAUGUAAAGUAUGAUCCUGUGUUUACUAUGCUAUCAGGCAGUCUUUUUGUGCUGUCUGUUUGGGUUCUCUCAUAAGGAAGAAGGGAUACCAGGGGCUGUUUAAUAAUUUUUUUGGUAAAUUUAUGCAUGAGUUUAUUAAUGACUCAACUGAGCCAUAAUAGUUAUCAGUCAUUUUGAAUGACAUUAACCAAAUAUGAAGUAAACUGAUCUCUCUACUAUUAUGAGUGCCUUGGAUAUGAUUUGCCACAUUCUGGAUAAUGAAUUUUCAGAUUUAUAUAUAUCAGAUUUUGGGAAAUCAUUCCCCACCCCCCAAAAAAUUUCAGUCUUUGAUAGAACUCAAGAUAAAAUAAAAACCCUUGGGGCUUACACCUUGGCACAUCAUAUUCCAGUCUUUAUAAGUCACCCAUAAUUAUACAAAGAGUUUUUGAAGCAACCCCAGCUUCAUUUAUUUUACAGUUUUUUAUUCUUAUAAUGAUGACAUAAACAAACCUACACAAACAGAACUUCCAUGGUGUCUCUAUAACAGGCAGCUUUAGAUUUGCAUUGUAACUUAUACUGAGACUAGUGUACAACUCAUUGCUCACGUCAAGUUUACAGAUUUGCAUAAGAUUUGUGAAGAUGCAAUUUUAGAUAGCAGUGCCCUAAACAAUACAACAAUCUAAUCUAAACAAUAUCAUUCUGUGCUUGUCAUAAAGUGAGCAUGGCAUCAGGAUAUUAUAGUACUAAAAGUAAUGACAAAAUUUAUGACUGCUAGACCCUGUCAUUAAUUUAAUUAUACUUUUACUUAUCAUGGGAUUAUGCAUGUUUAUGAAUUCACAUAAUUUUUGUGCGGGCAAUAGAGAAAAGACAAAAUUAAUGUUAAAUUUGACGACAAAAGUUAUGACAUCCACCAGAAUACCGAUUCUGGUAUAUCUCUGAGAAAAGACAAUGUUCAGAUUCAGAAUACGUCCCGAGUUUUCUUGCCCAUGUGCAAUUCAACACUGCAUGAUAUUAGAAAUUGCAUUGCAAGUUAACCCUAAUUCUCCCGGGGGGGGGGGGGGGGGGCCAUUAUGGCCCCCCCCCUCGACAAUUUUCGUGAUAUAUCUGCUGCGCAAAAUGUUUUGACCUCGCCGCUCACUGACUUUUUACUUUCAAAUCUCGCGCAAAUUUUGAGACCAAAUUUGUGACGCCCGGGUACGCGGUUACGACAUUACGCAACAUUAUGUAAGUGCAUGUCAGACCCAAAAUUGCUCAUAAACGUGAUUUCAUGUACAAAUCCAAUGCAAAUUGUGUAUUUGGCCAAAAUUCAUAAAUGUAUCAUUACUUCUACUUUUAAUGAUUAAACUUGAUUAAUUUUGCCUUGUUUAUGAUAAGAAUUAAGUCUGGAGCGAUUUCCAUCGAAAAAACACUAAAAAACAAAAAGUAAAAAAACAAAGAAAUACAUAAGAAAUUAAAAAAAACAAUAAAAUACAUAAGAAAUCGGUCUUGGUACCAGAAUUUUUUUCAUUCACAAUUGUUAGGAAUGCUAUAAAGAAUAUUUUCACCAACAAAUAGCAUUCUAGGAGCUUUAUUUAGUGAAUCAGAGCAAAAAGUAUGAUUUCAUGAAUAAAUUAGCAUAAUUAAUUCAUAUAAAAUAAAAGUAUAUGAAUUCAGUGAAAUUUACCAAUGCAACUGCGUAGAUUACGUCAUUCGCUACCAUCAUGCAAAUUUUCGUUGUGAUUGCGCAAUCCACGGCUGAGAUCUUAAGGGGGGCCAUAAUGGCCCCCCCCCCCCCCCCCC
Lytechinus pictus (painted urchin) is the source of this 3997-nucleotide messenger RNA. Its product is annotated as kelch domain-containing protein 10-like. The record is from RefSeq and is a predicted model, not a curated record. Gene Ontology annotation, molecular function: protein binding. Lineage: Eukaryota; Metazoa; Echinodermata; Echinoidea; Temnopleuroida; Toxopneustidae. The transcript has 8 exons. Bases 74 to 1279 code for a protein of 401 amino acids. Gene Ontology annotation, biological process: positive regulation of stress-activated MAPK cascade.